This is a messenger RNA of Aspergillus ibericus CBS 121593, 2431 nucleotides long. RefSeq lists its product as uncharacterized. Bases 167 to 2284 code for a protein of 705 amino acids. The record is from RefSeq and is a predicted model, not a curated record. The transcript is spliced from 2 exons. NCBI's taxonomy places the organism in Eukaryota, Fungi, Ascomycota, Eurotiomycetes, Eurotiales, Aspergillaceae.
GCUCUGUCUUGUGUCUGAUGCUUAAGUCAACUUGAAAGCAUCAACCCUUCGAACACCUAGCGUUCUGCUCUUUUCGCUCCCUAAGGAUGAUAUCCUAUGACUAUCAAUGACUUCAGGGGUAGGACUUCCUCUGCAGUGUCACUGUUGAUGUAUAUGUGUUCACAAGAUGUUCUCUUCUGCUGGACGGCCAUUCACGGUAGCAUUAUCGAUUUUCGCAUGCCUCGCCUACGGUUCACAGACAACUUCUCCUACGGCGUCUGCGACAUCGCUGUCUGCUUUGAUUCCGACUUGUGCGGCAGACUGCGUCAAAGAGUUCAUCAUAACCAACUACCCGAACAAUGUAUGCUCUGAGUGGGACCUCGAUUGUCUGUGUCGGACGAAUACGACGAGCGGUUAUACACUUGGGGAAGGGGCGUUCCGAUGUAGCCUUUCUCUGUGUUCGAUAGAAACGGUAUUCAGCCCCGACCUGUACAACAUCUGCGACUCGGUACCCGGAGCCUUGCCGCGGACCCAUGCUACGAUCACUGCUACAAUAAUGCCAACGGGAACAACGCACACGCUAGGGACUACGACAGCGACAGAGCCUACAGCGACAAGAACAGGAUUCUCUAAUCCAAGCUCCAGCUCCAGCUCCAGCUCCGACACUAGGUCCCUGUCUACCUCGAAUACGAACCCGGGAUCGUCAACCAACACUGAGCGUGCUUCGGUUACUACUGCAACCUUCCAAAGCCCUUUGACGGUAACUUCAUCACAAACUCUUCCCACGAGUACUGGAAACACCACUAGUAGCGGCCAAUCGGCAUCUGCAAGUGCGUCGGACAGUAGGCUGGAACCUGCUGCUGUGAUUGGGGUUUCCGUUGCCUCUGGAAUUUCUGGAUUCUUCAUCGUCGGAGUCAUCAUAUAUUUCUGCUGUAGGAAAAUAAGGCGCCGAAAUCAGCUCAACAAAAGCCAGGAUUUCUUCGAGAUUGGAGGUGUCAUGUCUGAGCCUCCGGAUUUUGCAUUUCCCCCACGACGGCCAACUGGGCCCCGGCCCAUGCCCACCACAACAGAUAGGGACUCUGAAACCUCGAGACUGAUAACUCCGUUUGAGCCAAGGGCUCAGACUCCCGCAGUUGUCGUUACUGGCCCGGGAAAUUACCACAGUGGUAAUCCAUUGGGGAUAUAUAGUGCCGACAGGAUUGGGUUUGCGAUAUCCUCUAAUUCUGAAGUCGAGGCCUCUUUGAGCCAAUCGUCACCACGAACGCUUUCGGACCUACUCCCAGAUAAGCCAUCACUUGGGCUUUAUCCAGAGCCAUUGAGGUGGAGUCGCCAAAAACAGCCGAGGCCGAACAGCCAUGCUACUUUAUUCGAAGAGGAUGUGACAAGGCCACGGAGCUUUCUAGGCGCAUCGUACCGAAAUCUGAACCCAUCAGCCUCACCUAGUCGAUCUCAAGGAGGUCGGCCCCAUCCUCGAGCUCCCAUGGCCGGGCUGCCUGCAAAUCCUCGUGCGAUGCUUCAUGGCUUUGGAGAAGACCAGAGUGGGAAGCUUGCCAUGAAAGGUCCUAACUACCGAAACAUGACUGUCGAUGCAGACACUGGCGAAAUGAUUCAAUCCCCAAACCAAGCCGACACCUAUAACGGGUUACUAUAUCACUCUCCUCUCUUGGACACCGGCGAGUAUAGCGAUGGAAGCCGGCAAGAUCGCGAUGCUGGUCAUACGCGAGUUGUCGGACAACCAUCGCCCUACAGUGCUGCAAGUCGUUCGCACCAUGAUGCGGAAGCGAAGAAUACCAUGCUGUAUAGUCUAGACGACAAGUUCGAGGACAUUGACAUUAACGGCAAGACCAACAGGAUACAUCGCGAAUCCCGGCGUUCGGGGAGCCUUCGGCCACUCACGCCGGUGCGGGAAGUCAGGACGCCGAUACACGAACCCCCCAAGUGGAACUGGGAAUUUUCCUCAAGUGACCACCUCGACCUUCCUCGGAUGCCGUUCUCUGGGGCAGUUAGUGCCGGUCAGGAGAUCGUUUCCAGACCGCGGAUCGUGCGACGGGACGAUAUCAAGAGGGUCCAAAUUCGGCGCAAGCCACAUCCCGAGGGUUCAAACGCACCCUAUUCGCCUGAUGACUACUGGCUUGGUCAUAGUCCAGGAUACGGAGCAAAAUCGCACGGACGCAGGCAGUCGACCGAUUCUAUUCGCUCCAUCGAAAGCGUGAGAGGCCACAUGCCUAAGAAGAAACCGUUGCCGUCGGAGCGGAAUCUCAUCCCGUCGCGCAGCGGCUCCGAUCUGAUACUACGCGUGGAUUAACGGGAUGCGCAUAAUCUAGUAGCUAGUGCUGCAUCAUCUAUUUAUUUUUGGGCGCGAGGGUUAGAGCAUUUCAUUGUCGUCGGGAUGGUCCAGUAUAUAAAUCGGGUAUAUUCAUUUCCAUUGUAUGAUAUGGUUUUCUGUUCUUUG